UUCGCAUUGUCUUCACACUUUUAAAAAAGUAUUACACUAUAUAACUGAUAUGUGUUUAGUCUUUUCUGUUCUGUGUUUUAAAGUUGGCAUGCGACUAUGAUACGGUCAUUAGAUGUUCGUCUUAAUAACUAAGAGCGAAUGGAUAGUUAUCAAAUUCUGAACUGGACUUAUUGCCUGAAUUACUACUGUAUUAAAAUUAGUUUUUUCUUCAUAGUAAGUACAGUGAGUUGCUUAGCGAUGUAAAUAGAACCAAGUGUAUGCAGUUCAACUGACAACAUUUUUUCAUCAUAAUUGUACACCACUGUGGAAUAAAAUAAACUGAAACUGUGUUUCGUGGAAUCAGAAAGAGCAGAAAGAGAAUAUGGUACUGAGAAAAGUUAAACGCCAACUGAAACUGCUGCUGAUUGCGGGGGUGUUGUUCAUUGUUGUCGUCUCGCUCAAAUUAUCUCUUGACCAAACCAAUAUUUUUUUACCAUUCGAUGGCAGUGUUGAUCUUUCCUUCCGCCAACUUCUGCAAGCGGACAAAAGCAACAUUGAUCCAAAGACCACCCAAAAGCCACAACCUCUAGUGAAAAUAUCUGACGGGUACAAUCUGGCUACGAGAAUUAGAGACAAGUGCGCGGGACCAGCCAGUCGGAAUUCAAGCGCUAAAUCCACUGCUCGGUUAUCCUUACGCCAGCCACAGUUGGGAACGUACCGGUCCGGAGGGACUGAACUAUGUAUCAUCUGGAAGGUCGGAACUACGUUUGUCAAGCGUCUGUUUAUGAUGCAGAAAUUGCCAAAAUACAAUAAUUUGAUAAAUCCGUAUGAUAUAAGCUUUGAUGAGGAUCUGCAAGGACAAAAGUUAUCCAUCGAUGCAUCAUCGCGAUUUAUGUUUGUGCGGGAUCCGUACAAGCGGCUUGUAUCAGCAUAUGUAGAUAAAUUGUUAGCGCCAAAUCCCGUAUACUGGAAGAUAAUAUCCGUGAAGGCUAUUCGCCUUUUACGAAAAAAUGCCACUAAACUAAGUCGACAAUGUGGUCAUGAUCUUACGUUCCGCGAGUUUAUACAAUACGUCAUAUUGACGUUAGACGCAAAUGUCUUGAAGACACCAGCUAGGCCUGAUGGUCAUUUUUUAAUUCAGACAGACAUAUGUGGACCUUGUAGUAUUAAAUACGACUUUGUUGGAAAAAUGGAAAGCUUUGGAGUUGAUUCGCUUGAGUUAAUGCGUAAAAUGAAACUUACAAAUGAAACCAUUGAUCUAUUAAAAAAGAACGGUAGCGCUCUAGCGGCCGAGGAUGCAAUUAAAGACUCUUGCCACCAGCCAUUCGACCUUGGGUUCAAAAAAGACUAUUUAAAAUGUUUAAGCUUCUACGAAGCACUCAAACGAGCUUGGCUGAAAAUGCAAAUGCGGGGCCUGAUUGGCCCGGAGGAAAUGCCCCUGACAGAGGCGCAAUCCACGACCUUGACUUUGGAGCAGUUUUAUCAGAUGGCAAUGCAAUCCAGGAAUGCGUGUCCUUCACCUGAUAGGAAUAAGAUGCAGCGCGAUCACUUCCUUAAGUUUUUCGCAACUAUUAACGCACAUGAGAUGGAGAAAAUACGUCUUAUAUAUGCUCAAGAUUUUAAUCUAUUUGAAUAUGACGAUCGACCGUCAGAAUUAUUUCAUUCCUGACAUGUUCAUGUAAUAUUUAAUAGAUUACCAUGAGUUAUUUAAUUCCUGAUUUAUAAUCACGUGAUUCCUUAUUUUUUAUCACGUGAUAUGUAUCUGUAACCAUGCGUUAUUCCAUUCAUGAAAUAUACUCAUGUGAUACUAAUUUAUUAUCAUGCGGUCUUCCAUUUCUGAUAUGUCGUCUUGCUAUUUACCUUGUGCCUCUUAAAGGGAGACGUAUUCGAUGGUAUGUGUGUUGUCUUAUGGAUCCGCUAGAGAAAUAUAUACAGAGUACGUCAUAAAAUAUCUUAUAGGUAACAAUAUUUCCUCUAUUUUCUAUCGUGAAUUAAACGAUUUACACGGUAGUGGUUUUUAGA
Messenger RNA from Mya arenaria, 2001 nucleotides. RefSeq lists its product as uncharacterized. Gene Ontology annotation, biological process: carbohydrate biosynthetic process. The record is from RefSeq and is a predicted model, not a curated record. NCBI's taxonomy places the organism in Eukaryota, Metazoa, Mollusca, Bivalvia, Myida, Myidae. Gene Ontology annotation, cellular component: membrane. The transcript is spliced from 4 exons. The coding region runs from base 362 to 1648 and encodes 428 amino acids. Gene Ontology annotation, molecular function: sulfotransferase activity.